UGGGCAGGCGCGCGGCGCGUCUCCGUCAUCAACAAUAUACUGUCACCACUGUGAGCUUCGGACGAAGAUGAGGCUGCACCGUCGCCAGCUCCACGCACAAUGGUCCGCAUCACGACGUGGAAUGUCAAUGGCAUCCGCAACCCGUUUGGCUACGAGCCAUGGCGCAAGAACCGCACCUUCAGCGCCAUGUUCGACAUCCUCGAGACGGAUAUCGUGAUCAUGCAGGAACUGAAGAUUCAGCGUAAGGACCUGACUGAUGAUAUGGUUCUGGUGCCUGGCUGGGACUGUUACUUCAGCCUGCCCAAGCACAAGAAAGGAUACUCUGGUGUUGGCAUCUACACCCGCCAAUCCGUAUGUGCACCAAUUCGCGCCGAGGAAGGCAUACUUGGAGUUCUCUGUCCGCCUGGCUCGUCAACACCGUACCGCGAACGACCUGAGUCUGAAAGCAUUGGAGGCUAUCCGCCACUGGCACGCAUUGAGGCACUGGGAGUCGAUCCAGCUGCGCUCGAUGCCGAAGGUCGAUGUCUCGUCCUCGAGUUCCCUGCAUUCGUGCUGUUUGGCGUCUAUAGCCCUGCCAACAGCAAUGGCCUGCGUGACAAUUUCCGCUACGGCUUCCUCGAUAUGCUCGAUACACGGAUACGGAAUCUUACAAAGAUGGGCAAGAACGUCAUCUUGACCGGCGAUCUCAACGUUUCACGCGAUCUCAUCGACACAGCGAAAGCAGAAGAUAACAUGAAAGCGGAAGGCAUGACCCAUGACGAGUAUCUGAACACGCCGAACCGUCGGAUCUUCAACCAGCUCUUGUUCAAUGGCAAGGUAGUAGGCGAGCGAGACGAAGGGAGAGAAGAGCCUGUUCUGUACGAUCUGUGUCGCGAAUAUCACCCCGAUCGCGAAGGCAUGUUCACCCACUGGGAGCAGAAGAUCAACGCAAGGCCAGGCAACUUCGGCUCACGCAUCGACUUUGUGCUCUGUAGCAUCAAGAUCAAGGAUUGGUUCAAGGCUUCAAACAUUCAGGAAGGCUUGAUGGGCUCAGAUCAUUGCCCAGUAUACGCAAUAACAAAAGACCGGGUGCUGGGCAUGGGCAAUGUUACAUCAGAAUGGGUAGAGGAUGAAGAGCACCAUAUAAUCGACGUCAUGAACCCACCUGGAAUGUUCAAGGACGGCGUCAGGUUGAGAGAGUACAGCACGAAAGACAUUCCCCCACUUUCAGGCAAGCUACUCACCGAGUUCAACAAACGACAGAACAUUCGUGACAUGUUCAGCAAGAAGCCUGCAGCUUCGAAAGCUGCAAACGCAUUUGCAUUUCCAUCACCCGCGGCAGCAUUGGGAGGGGCUGCGGAUGCUGCGCCAUCGCAAGGGAUAGACAAAGGACCCGAACUGGCGGGACUGACAAACCCUUUGUUACCCACGAAUGGUGGAAAUGUGCAAGCCACAAGCCCUCUCGCGCUGUCCGAGAAGCGCCGCGCAUCUGCAUCGGCGUCGCCUAGCAAGUCGAUCAAGCGGUCCAAGUCCUCUAACCCAAGUACCAAUUCGAAUGCAGCCUCACUUGCAAAGGGCCAACGAUCGUUGAAAGGAUUCUUCCAGACACGAUCCAAAGUUUCCGAAUCUGACUUUGCCGCGACAGUCGCGCCCCCUUCGGAAUCCUUGCCAUCUGCCAAUGGUGAUGCAAGCCUUCCAGCGAAUGCAGCGGCAGACGCCAGAACCGAGAUUACCCCACCGCCAACGGCUUCAACGGCAGCAUCCGCCAGUCAGAGCACCACAUCACCAUUCUUGCUUUGCGAUCCUGCUGCGGUACAGCAAGCGUCAAAGGAGGGAUGGACUAAGCUAUUCUCUAAGCGGCCGCCGCCACGAUGCGAAGGGCACGCCGAGCCGUGCAUCACGCUCACAACCAAGAAACCUGGUGUUAAUCGCGGGAGGCAGUUCUGGAUGUGUCCAAGACCCCUUGGCCCCUCUGGUCAGAAGGAAUCGGGCACACAGUGGCGCUGCGGGACGUUCAUCUGGGCCAGCGAUUGGAAGAACAGCGACUGAUGCGCGGGUACCCGACGCGAACGGUCUCCACUUGAGACAGGGAUGCGCAUCCUUCGAGCACGGAUACGGACAUGGGUGGUUACGACGUCGCUAUACACGAUGAAGGCACGCAGGCGAAUUAGGAUAGGAAUCUGAGCUGCUACUCGCGAGAGGUGGAGCUGAAGGCAUGGCGACGCACGACACGAACCCAAUUGAUGAAGCAGCAGAAGGAGGGUCAUACCACAGUCCCCUGGCGGCUGUCUGGUAGAUGAGGUUGAUAGUUAUAUACCUAGAGCAAUACCACUGCUGCGACUAUGGUGCGAAGC
This is a messenger RNA of Boeremia exigua, 2333 nucleotides long. Its product is annotated as Endonuclease/exonuclease/phosphatase. The transcript is spliced from 3 exons. The record is from RefSeq and is a predicted model, not a curated record. Gene Ontology annotation, biological process: base-excision repair. Lineage: Eukaryota; Fungi; Ascomycota; Dothideomycetes; Pleosporales; Didymellaceae. Gene Ontology annotation, cellular component: nucleus. Bases 100 to 2028 code for a protein of 642 amino acids. Gene Ontology annotation, molecular function: double-stranded DNA 3'-5' DNA exonuclease activity; zinc ion binding; DNA binding.